AGCGAGUAAUGCAGCAUUGCAAUCCCUCCCACUGCCAAUUUUCUUUUCUUGGACUCAUCAUCAAGAUUCAAGCGCGUGAUCUGACAUAAUCCGACAGGGCACUUCUGUUACUUGAUGGGGUCGAGUUUCAGGGACUCUGCUAUGAAAAUCCAUCACCAGAGUCUUGGAACCUUCUACAUGUCAUGUGACCUGGUGUAUUAUUAUGCUGGACGUGCCUUGUGGUUCAGCAGGGGCACUAGUAGUUAUUUUAGGCCCCUUGACAGGUCGUACCCAUCCAUCCCCCCACCCUAUAGACUUUAUUCCGAGGAGGUCACAUCGGGCACUCUGUCCGAGUAUCAAAUGUGUGCCAGGAAAACAUUUUCCACACAGACACACUGUCACCAGCUUGUAUUCUUGGCACCAGUCAGGAUGGCUCCAUGGACACACUUUGCUUGCGCCAACUUGAAAUAAAAAGAACCUGAUGUAUCUAAUCAAGCAUUUUACUUUUUAUCUUCAGAGGUCCAGUUUUGAGCUCACUGGAAAGAUUUCGUUUUUUGUUGCCAACAGGGCCAUGUGUCGUGGUCUUCUACUGCUGGAGCCUUUUUUAAGUGGUACAUUCGGACAUGACGUUCUGCACAACAGGGAUACACUUGGAUGUAAUUUGACGGGUUGUGGUCCUUCUGUUUGUUCGAGUUGUUUUCACCCACAGGAUUAUCUGUGUCUCUGCUCUUUGUGCCAUGGCGAUAAUUCCCACCCUCACCGUCCUCCUCUCUCUGCUCGUCUGUGGUGCGGGUGCAUCUCCUCUAGAAUCUCCGCCCCCUCCCAAAGGGUGUGGCUCAGGUGUCCAUCCAUCUUACCGGCUUCUGUGUGACCUCGAGUCUGUGUGGGGGGUUGUUUUAGAGGCCGUGGCAUGUGGUGGCGCCGUUUCGGCUCUUGUUCUUUUCGCCGUUCUCCUCUCGAAGCUGAAAAUGGUGACUGAGCCUGAGCGGCGUAGCGGUGUAGGCCCUCUCCUGCUGCUGCUGCUGAGUACGGUGGGUCUGUUCUGCCUGUCUCUGGCGUUCAUGGUGGGACGCGGCGAGACGGUGUGCAUGUUGCGCCGUGGGCUGUGGAGCUCACUCUUCGCUCUGUGUUUCUCGUGCCUGUUGGUCCAGGCACUGCGGUUACGGAAGCUCGCGACAGGGGAACGCAGCCCGUCAGGUGGCUCGCUCUCGGUGCUGGCGUUGGGAAUUGCGCUGGUGCAGGGAGUCAUCAGCGGAGAGUGGCUGUUGCUGACGGUGGCGCGCGAGGGCCACAGCGCCUGCCAUUACCCACCACUGGACUUUGCACUAGUGUGCGGCUACGCGUUGGCACUGCUCCUCACAUCGACAACGGUCUCGCUCACGGUCCUUCUGUGUGGCGCAAGGCAUGUAGAUGACGCAGCCAGGAAGAAGAGACGCCAAUGGAGCUGUAAUGGUGUCUGGCUUUUCCUCUCCUGUCUCGUCUCCCUGCUCAUUUGGGCUGCAUGGCUCGGGUUUUACCUCUACGGUAACACUCCUGGAAAGAGCGCCAUGACCAGUGAGACAGAUGGUGAAGAACCCGCUCUGGCCAUAGCCUUAGUAAUGGAGGGAUGGGCACUGCUGCUCUUCCAUGCCAUCCCAGAAGCCCACCUGUGUCUGCGACUGACCAGUCAGAGGGGCGAUGAAGGGUGCCAGGAUUACUACGACGCACGGCAACCGCAGUCUUCACAUGGUUACCGCGAUGAUGAUGAGCUGCCAGCCAAUCACAGAGCAGCAUACACGGAAAGACAGGCAUUUUCCGUAGAGGAGCACAGCGCAGGCAUGCAGGCCGGAGGUUACCACGCUACAGUAAUACGACCCACACCUCAAUUCCGAAGCCACGUGUACCAGCCCACAGAGAUGGCCCUGCUCAUGAACGGAGGAACGAUUCCCACGGCUCCCCCAAACUACACAGGAAGGCAUCUGUGGUGAAUCCCAUAAUCACCCGGAUGAGACACACUCUGUGUGAUGUCACAGGGUCAAAGGGCAUACAGUGUGGAGAGCGUAAACUAAUAGUUUUACUUAAGCUGUGCUUUCAUAUGAUAUUGUAAUAAUGUAAUAAUCUCUAUAAGUUAACCUGAACCUGAGCGAUGGAAUGCGUGUGGACUGCGCAGUGAUGUUGCACUGGAUGGUAACAAAUUACGGCUGCUUUCACACCAGGCGUUUUUCUUUCUUUCUUUCUUUCUUUCUUUCUUACUGAAGCGUCUCACGUGACACGUACACUGUAACUAGACCAACGCUCUUAUCAGUGCUCAUUAGUAGAAGCUCACUAGCCAGUAUUAUUAUUAUUAAUAUUAAAGAUUAGAUUUAUUUUUGGGGUACACUGUGUGUGUGUGGAGUUAGCACAUUCUCUUCGUGCUGCAGUACUCCGGUUUCCUCCCCCAGUCCAAAGACAUGCAUGGUAGGCUGACUGGCUUGUCCAAAGUGUCUGUAGUGUAUGAAUAUGUGUGUGAUUGUGCCCUGCAAUGGAUUGGCACCCCUUCUAGGGUGAACCCCACCUUGUUCCCCAUGCUCCCUGGGAUAGGCUCCAAGUUCCCCGCGACCCUGUAGGAUAAGCGGUAUAGAAAAUGGAUGGAUGGAUAGAUUUAUGAAACUUAAUUUUAAUUUUAAAACAUGUGAGUGGAAAGUUUCAAAUUCAAACGCUCCUGCUCCAAAUAAAUAGCCAGAAUAUCAUCGCACAACAAGAGUUUCCAAAACGUGAUCGUAAAUACGUUCAUGAGAGGAACUCACUAAAAUUCCUCUUAUGUCUUAUUCGUUCAUUUUCCAAAGGAAUAUUAUUGCUACGUAAAAUAUAUCUACAAAGAAGGAAUUUUUGGGUGCUGCUAUUUUGAAAUGUUACUGCGACCGAACCAGCCACAUUUACACAAGUGAAGUGUACGUGCUGAUGUCAUGUUUUGUUUUUUUUUGUUAGCGUAGGGGUUCAGCAAUAAAAAUGGACAAAUCUCUCUCGUCCAUCUACCUCCGCUAGUUUCUCAUCGAAAUCGAGUGACUCGGUGGGAAUUGAGAAAAACAAACACAAAAAACAUAGCUGCAAGCAGCAAUACCGGGUUCAAGCCAAUUAUCGGCACCAUGAGCGGCAAAAGAAGCUUUGUGACGUGGUUUUUGGUUAGAGUCCGAUCAGCAGUGUAUGAGUUAGAAAAAGUACACGUUCAUUCAAAAUAGCUACUUCUUAGAAAUUUUGUCCAGUAUGUGGCGCUGCUCUGAAACUGCUCAGGUAGCAUCUGGGCAUGAUAAUUACCUGGGUAUGAUAGUUAUCUGGGCAUGAUCGUUACCUGGGCCUGAUAAGAAAGCGUUCAAGAUUUAUAAGCCUAAAAGUAGUUUUUGCUAUCUCCUGACCAGUAGGGGGCUGUGUGCCAACACAUUGCACGUAACCUCAGGGCCUAAUGCUGAUGACACGUACCAAGUUCCUCACAGUCCCUCAAAGCGUUGCGGAGAUAUACCCUCGCAUCCAUUUUGGUGUGCGCUUCGGCGAAUUCGUUGAAGCGCCAUUCGAAAGCGGUACGGUGUAUCAAAAUUCCGUGAAUAACUUUUUGUCGUGAGUGUCUCUAGAUUAUGCCGGCCGAUUCCCGUGCAAGUCGGACAAACGGCCUUGGACGAGUUUGAAAAAAAAAGUAGGUUUUUCAGAAAAUUAAAAAUGGUGGAAAAGUUUUCAUGACGGAAAAUGGCGUCGUAGGGUGCAUUCGAAUCGUCUCGAGCCAAGGACUCAGAGGAAUCACGAAUUUCUAGUGCUCACGGUUUAAACGUCUUCAACAUAAACGUGAGAGCAAAUUUGGACAGUUGGUGGUGCUAGAGGGAUUGAGUUAGACACUCCAAAUUUGGCGUAGUAACAGUUCAGACUGUCCUCUAUCUGUGUACCAAAUUUCAUAAUGGCUACAAUAUGCGGUAACAAUUAUUGAGUCGUGAAGGUAAAUAAUGCGGAGAACUCAAUAAAUACUAAUUACAUAAUAAUUCAUUAUGCUUGUAAAUCUCCACUGAGGGAGUCUGUGGACAGAUUGAUACCUACUGAUUUACACCACUGUCUGCAGGCAUUAUUGGAAGCGGGUCCUCAGAAACCAGUAAAUAUCCCAGCAGUGGCAAUUUAUUAUCUCUAAUUGCAUUCCGACGUUAAAAUAUCUCUGGCGGAAGGCGUUGUAAAUCUCCUCAUACACGCUCCCUGACAAGGCGGAUUUAUUUCUCCCACCGCUAUCCUCCGUGUUCGUGUUUUCUCGCUUGCCCGCCGAGCUGCGAUCCGAUUGGUUCGUGAGAUUAAAAAGUGUGUGACGUCCCUCAGUGCUUUCCUGAAAAGAAUCUUUACAUUUCAUCCGGAAUAACGCCAGAGAAGCUCGUCUGAAAACUCUACACCAUACACAAACCCCACAACCGAGGUGACAGCAACAUUCGGAGAACGCGGAGCGUGCGAGUUUCCAAGUUUCCAUUUUCCGUGCAGGCGAAUCAAAUACGUAUAUUCAAUAUUCAUCUUUAGUACAUUGUGAAUAUUAACGCGUAGAAAUAUUUUACACACGCAGUACCGCACAAAAGUCUAAAUAGAAAAUCUCUUUUGUUAAAAUACGGAUUUUGUCUCAGAUGAUUCGUCUGCAAAUAAAAGAGCAAUUUUUUUAGAUCUACAAAUGUUUUUUUUGUUUGUUUGUUUGUUUUUGCCAGAACAAAAUGUAAUUCAGUUUUACAGAACAGCGUUUGUCACGUGUCAGUAAAGAAAGUAGUGUAUUAUGCACUAGAACACUUGUAGAGUCUCCAGAAGAACUGCGGCAGAUUCUCCAAGAUGCUGAGAAAAAACCUUCCCAGCUUUUAAAACUGCACAAAUGAUACAGACAAGGGCGUAACCAUGGUAUGGACAUGGGGGGGUCCACUUAGCUGUCCUUAGCCCAAAUGUAGUGUAAAGGAAGGAAAUGCUGUGCAAUUUCCUCACUUUCUCUCGCAUGUAUAACAGUCUGUCACAGCGGGAGGGUUCACACGACCUCGGCGGGAGGAUGUCUAAGUGAAGGUGACGUUAACGGUCAAAAACUGGACCUGGCGUUAGCCUAGCCUCCUUCGCGAGUGUGCAAAUAUCAACAGUUCAUUGACGUUGUUAAGAACAAACCAAGCCAUGGUAUGAUUCCUUCUACACUAAGCUAAAGUCACCUACUAUUUAGGGAUCUAGUUACUGACUGUCUGAAUAAAAGCUCGCAUGUUCUGCUGCACUUUUCUA
This is a messenger RNA of Ictalurus punctatus (channel catfish), 5199 nucleotides long. It is a transcript of the gene gprc5bb, whose product is annotated as G protein-coupled receptor, class C, group 5, member Bb. Lineage: Eukaryota; Metazoa; Chordata; Actinopteri; Siluriformes; Ictaluridae. Gene Ontology annotation, cellular component: extracellular exosome; plasma membrane; signaling receptor complex. The coding region runs from base 717 to 1946 and encodes 409 amino acids. Gene Ontology annotation, biological process: G protein-coupled receptor signaling pathway. Gene Ontology annotation, molecular function: protein kinase activator activity; protein kinase binding; G protein-coupled receptor activity. The record is from RefSeq and is a predicted model, not a curated record. The transcript is spliced from 4 exons.